UAGGGAGAGAGGAGGCGGGGCGGAGUUGUAAAAGAGCGAAAGUCGCCGUGGGGAGAAGAGCGAGGAGUGGCGGAGAGGCAAAAUGUCGGAGAGAAAAGUGUUAAAUAAAUACUACCCUCCGGACUUUGAUCCGUCGAAAAUCCCGAAGCUCAAACUCCCUAAGGACAGGCAAUAUGUGGUCCGGUUGAUGGCCCCUUUCAACAUGAGGUGCAAGACGUGUGGCGAAUACAUCUACAAGGGGAAGAAGUUCAAUGCCCGGAAGGAGACGGUCCAAAACGAGUCGUACCUGGGGCUCCCCAUCUUCCGUUUUUACAUCAAAUGCACCCGCUGCCUUGCAGAGAUCACCUUCAAAACAGACCCUGAGAACACGGACUAUGCCAUGGAGCAUGGGGCCACCCGGAACUUCCAGGCCGAGAAGCUGCUGGAAGAGGAAGAGAAGCGCUUGCAGAAAGAGCGAGAAGACGAAGAGCUCAACAAUCCCAUGAAGGUUUUGGAGAACAGGACCAAAGAUUCCAAGCUGGAGAUGGAAGUCCUGGAGAACCUUCAGGAGCUGAAGGAGCUCAACCAGCGCCAGGCUGAUGUGGAUUUUGAAGCCAUGCUCCAGCAGUACAAGGACAGUGAAGAGCGGCGGAAACAGUGGGAGGCCGAGGAGGACGAACUGGAAAUGAAAGAGAUGCUGGAGCAAGCACAGAGCAGGCGGUUGCUGGAAGACUCUGAUUCAGACGAGGACCGGGCUCCAGUGCCUGCCAAACCACUGACGAAAGCAAAGCCAACAGAUAUCUUACAGGAGAACCCUGAGCCUCCAUUGAAGAGGCAGAAGGUAGAAACCUGGGAGAGGAGUGUGGGCAACCUGUCCCACAAAGCCCAAUUGUCGGGAAUGGUGGCCCCAAAGAAGAAGACUAAUGGAUCCGCAAGCCAGGAUGCGUCUUCAGGGUGCAGGACAGGAGCGACCACAGCAUCUUCUGGUCCUUCAUCUCUCAGCCUCUUGGGCACCUACUCCGACAGUGAAGACAGCCAAAGCGAGUGAUCACCUCUGGAUUGUGGACAUCCUUUUUGGGUGGAAUUUUCCUUUUGCAGAACGAUCAUUGGCCCUCCUCAGAUGUCCAAGUGGUUGUCCACCAUGUUGUUUCAAGGUUCACAGAAAACCAGCUUUUGCUUUCACAUCCUGGGCAGACAAGAACACUAAUAGUUCUUUGGGGUGCGCGUGUGUGAUAAUAAUAACUCAUUUUGGGGGAGCUCAGGAGCAAAUCUGGACCCAUGAUGCAAUGUGGGUGGCAAUCCCUUGGCAAGAGAGGACCAGUUUUUACCCCAUUCCCCCCUCUGCUCUGCCUCCCUUGUCCUACUUAUAGACUUCCUUUCUUUCCUGAGGCACAGGUUCUAGAAAUUGUUAGAUUUUAGAAUCUCUCUCUUGUGAGGUUUAUCAGAAUUAGACUUAUAGGGAAGUGUAGGAUAGGCAUUGUAUUCCAAUUUCAUAUACUACUGGCAUUUCUGGAACCAGUAAAUGCAAAGCACACAUUUCCCAAAGCUACUCUUGAGUUCAUUUAUCUGGUGGAGGGGAGAUACUGGGAUUUGCAGUCAAAAACUCAGCAUUCCUUCAAGUGAGAAUGGGAAAAAAAUGUGGGCCUCUUGAUAUGGAGAACCGGUGGAUAUUUUCCAUCCAACGUGAGGGCCUAUGGCAUCCAAGAUGGGAACAGUCUAGAUGCUCCCAGGCAUCUCCCGUAAGAGUGUUUGGACCCCAGGAAUCACUGCCGACACUUUGGACCCCCAAAUAACCCUUUUGUAGUGCUCUCGGGCACAAACAAGUGUAUAACAUGGAAAUAAUUUAUUAAACAGAAGCUCGCCAUAA
Messenger RNA from Anolis sagrei ordinatus, 1846 nucleotides. RefSeq names its product YJU2 splicing factor homolog (gene YJU2). Gene Ontology annotation, cellular component: U2-type catalytic step 1 spliceosome. Gene Ontology annotation, biological process: mRNA splicing, via spliceosome. The record is from RefSeq and is a predicted model, not a curated record. NCBI's taxonomy places the organism in Eukaryota, Metazoa, Chordata, Lepidosauria, Squamata, Anolidae.